AGAUACGCAAUUGCGUACGACCUCGUGCGACAGUCGCGACUGGCCGUAGACAACAACAAAAAAUGAUGAUCGGGUUGGAUCGUUGAGCUUCUUCGGUACUGACCAGCUAAAGAAGAUCAGCUUCUGCACGAAAUGUCUUCCGCUCCUCGGAUCAUGGCAUCCGCCAAGGGAUGGUCGUUUCGCAAAAAGCUGUUGGUCUACGGUGGCACAUCCCUUUUUGUUGGUAGCGGAGUAGCUUUGUACCGGUCUGUCGAUUCGCUCGAGGACGUGCGACAAAUAGGAGCGAUUCGAUUUGGAAGGGCAGCAUGUGCUGUUGCGAAGAUCAUAGUCGAUUACAAAUCGUCACUGUGGGGACUCUAUGAUCCUUCGGAAGAAUAUAAUGAGGCAAUCAAGCAGUGCCAUCAGAGAAGUGCGGAAAGGCUUCUUGAGCUGGCUCGGGCGAACGGUGGAGCAUUCAUAAAGGUGGGGCAACAUCUUUCUGCACUGGAGUAUCUUAUCCCUAAAGAGUACACCUCAACUUUAUCAAUACUGACCUCCAAAGCUCCGGAAGCGUCUCUAGAGGACGUAAUGUACAUGAUCGAAACUCAACUUGGCAAGAAGUUCGAGGAGAUUUUUACGGAGUUUUCGGAGAAACCCGUUGGAGCUGCGAGUCUUGCUCAAGUCCACAUCGCAAGACUGAGGAAGAAUAACGAGAAAGUAGCUGUGAAAGUGCAACAUCGCCGAGUUUUUAAAAAUAGCCGGACCGACAUGAACACUAUGGAGUUCUUAGUGAGGGUCGCGGACAGAGUAUUCCCGGAGCUCAAGUUAAUGUGGCUUGUAGAGGAAACGAGAAAGAAUCUACCCCGCGAACUUGACUUCAUGCUCGAAGCAAGGAAUGCCGACCGUUUGGCGAAGAUGUUCAAGCAUUUGAAGUUCUUGAAGAUCCCCAAAAUGUAUCACGAGUACAGCACACCUCGGUUAUUGACUAUGGAAUACUGUGAAGGUGAACAUAUUGAUGAUAUCGACUAUAUGAUCAAGAAUAAUAUUGAUAGGCAUGAGGUGUGUCGGAAGCUAGGGAGAAUCUAUUCCGAAAUGAUAUUCUUAAAUGGAUAUUUGCAUUCCGAUCCACAUCCAGGCAAUGUUCUAGUGAACAAGAGAAAAGACGGAAAAGUAGAAAUCAUCUUGUUGGAUCAUGGCCUAUAUCUUGAUAUCGAUGAUAAGUUCCGCGGACUCUAUUCAGAUCUCUGGCUUGCAUUGCUCAAACCUGAUCAAGAUAAAUUGAGGAAAGUGGCCACAGAAAUGGGUGUUGGCGAUCUCUAUGGCUUGUUUGCAUGUAUGGUAGCUCGAAGAUCAUGGAAAGCUGUUUCACGGGGAAUCAAAAAUCAAAAAUUGGAGAACUCUGAGGUAGAGGAGUUAAAGUCGUAUGUCGGCGCCUUGAUCCCUCAAAUCAGUGAGGUCCUGCAUCGAAUGCCCCGGCAGAUGCUACUUAUUCUAAAGACCAACGAUCUGAUUAGGAAUCUCGAACAUAUUUUGGGAACUGAACAUCGCUCGGACGCUCAUAUUGAGAUGUCCAAAUGCGUGUUGCGAUCGCACUACGAAAUGAAGCUGAAAAACUCGCAUAGCGUUUGGGAGGCGCUAAGGAUACGAUUAAAGUUGUUGUGGGCUCUUUUCAAAAUACAUUCAUAUGAAUGGUAUUUGAUUACUCGAGAAGCUAUUCCUUUUUUUCAUUUUGCUUGAAAUUGACAUAUUGUUCUACUUAUCUCACUCGGGUAGAGGAUCAUAUGCUGGUCAAAGAGAGCACUGGUGUGGGCUACUAAUCUCAGGAAAAAUUCACGCCAAACAGCCUCUUUGCUGGUAUAUGUAUUUUCACCAACUCACCCAUCUUGUUUUAGUACCAGAAUUAGUGUCUCAAAGUCUAGCUAGUCUCAGCUCUUCUCAAACUCAUAGUUUCUCAACAAUGGUCGUGGGGGUUGACCAAAUGUGCUGCUCACCAUGAUCUAUGUCUCGUGCUUGUUAUAGGUAGUGUCCGGACAAAUUUGGAAGCACCUCAAUUCGAACUCAUGGUGCUAGAAAUUCCAACGGAUUACUGUAGAAGGAUCUCCGUUUUAGCCAUAGUUUGACUGCUACUGAGACGCUGCUUCUAGAGCGAAAAAAAUCGCUUAGGUUGAUAUUACCCACCUCUCGAUUCAGUCUGCUUCUCGUCAAAGCAGGAAGCAUGGCGGGACACGCCGCUGCAGCAAAUAUGUGCGGUGUCCGGCAGCUUUCCGUCGGUAAAUGCUAGACUGGAUCGAGGGACGGCUAUAUCGAAACUUCUUCAACGAUUUUCGUGUUCAGAAGCAGAUUUCACAGCAGGAGAGCCAGCUGCGCAGUAACCUGUUGAAAUUAAGAUGCUCCCAGAUCUGUUCGGACACUGCCUUUAUGGGCUAGUGCGAAUCAUGGUCAAUUCCUGCUGCGCGUGAAGUUAUUCCUAAUUUGUGGAGAAGCGGUACACAGGUGCUUAUACUUUCGCCACAUCCUGUUACGCCUUUGCUGGAACCGUGGCGCUAGAGUAGGGCUAAUUUCUAAAUCUUAUUUUUGAUAUCUAGGCUCAUAUGAAACCCAGGGUUGGUUUCAGCCUAGAAAUGCUUUUAAUGUCUUCUGUUAUUCAAGUUUACAUUCAUUCUUUUCACUAAGUCUGUAACUAACUUCCGUAGUGUAGGCGAUGAAUUCACGUGCUCUUUUACGAAACAUAGCCCUUUCAUCGUUUGUCAGGGUCAGUGUGUCAUUGUAUGCCGAAUUCGGCUCACACUCGUGACGUCCUCGUUCUAGCUUCCUAUUUUCUUUCUUGAGUUUAUCGUUUAGCUGUGAUUCUAAUAUUUAAUUGAAUAACCUCUUUAUCUACCAAUUGUAAAAACAUUUUUGUACGUUUUAGUCACUGUAAUUGUAUCCCUAGUUUGAUUGCCUUGAUAUGAUCGAAUCUGUCCGUUUGAUACCUCAUCUUUCAAUUGUCUUCUCAUUGUUGUACAUUUUCACUAGUUACGUUGUUAUAAUGUGAUAGGUUUUAUAAUGGCCAGUGCUGAAUGAGUUGUUGUUUUUGAGAGGAGAUGAACUUUUAUAUUUUAGUUUUUGCGUUAAUUCUUUUGGUGGUGUUUAUCAGAAUUACUUCAUACUUUGCCUGGCUCAUGCUCGCAUUCUGCAACUGUGGUAUUGAUAUCAUCUCGUGUAUCUCUUCGAGUCUUCCUUUGAUCGAGCUAAUUUUAACCCAGUUUCUUUCUUCAAAUUUA
Cylicocyclus nassatus is the source of this 3242-nucleotide messenger RNA. NCBI's taxonomy places the organism in Eukaryota, Metazoa, Nematoda, Chromadorea, Rhabditida, Strongylidae. The record is from the annotation of a GenBank genome assembly.